Molecule: messenger RNA, 1860 nt
Organism: Oncorhynchus masou masou (cherry salmon)
Lineage: Eukaryota; Metazoa; Chordata; Actinopteri; Salmoniformes; Salmonidae
Exons: 3
Coding region: 1-1860 (619 amino acids)
Source: RefSeq, a predicted model, not a curated record
AUGGGGGUUUACUACAAGGGCACCUGCCCUCUGACCCCUCGGGCCCUGACCCAUCACCAGCCGCAGGUCUGCUGGACUGGCUCUCUUGGGCCAGAGCAGAGCCCCGUACGUGACAAUGGGACGGAUGAAUGGCCAGACUUCCAGAGACGGUCAUUUUUCAGAAACACUUGGGAGGUUUUCGAGGGAAUUCUGUGGCUGUCACUCUUGGAGUUAUUCCUGAACGAUGACUUUGACCCGGGGCUCUAUGUGAACCCCUGGUCACCCAGCCCCUCCAACCCCUGGUCACCCAGCUGCUAUCCCCCCCCCUCCCCCAGCCCCUCCAACCCCUGGUCACCCAGCUGCUAUCCCCCCACCUCCCCCAGCCCCUCCAACCCCUGGUCACCCAGCUGCUAUCCCCACCUCCCCCAGCCCCUCCAACCCCUGGUCACCCAGCUGCUAUCCCCCACCUCCCCCAGCCCCUCCAACCCCUGGUCACCCAGCUGCUAUCCCCCCUCCCCCUGCCCCUCCAACCCCUGGUCACCCAGCUGCUAUCCCCCACCUCCCCCAGCCCCUCCAACCCCUGGUCACCCAGCUGCUAUCCCCCACCUCCCCCAGCCCCUCCAACCCCUGGUCACCCAGCUGCUAUCCCCCACCUCCCCCAGCCCCUCUAACCCCUGGUCACCCAGCUGCUAUCCCCCACCUCCCCCAGCCCCUCUAACCCCUGGUCACCCAGCUGCUAUCCCCCCCCUCCCCCAGCCCCUCCAACCCCUGGUCACCCAGCUGCUAUCCCCCACCUCCCCAGCCCCUCCAACCCCUGGUCACCCAGCUGCUAUCCCCCACCUCCCCCAGCCCCUCCAACCCCUGGUCACCCAGCUGCUAUCCCCCACCUCCCCCAGCCCCUCCAACCCCUGCCCCUCCAACCCCUGGUCACCCAGCUGCUAUCCCCCACCUCCCCCAGCCCCUCCAACCCCUGGUCACCCAGCUGCUAUCCCCCACCUCCCCCAGCCCCUCCAACCCCUGGUCACCCAGCUGCUAUCCCCCACCUCCCCCAGCCCCUCUAACCCCUGGUCACCCAGCUGCUAUCCCCCACCUCCCCAGCCCCUCCAACCCCUGGUCACCCAGCUGCUAUCCCCCACCUCCCCCAGCCCCUCCAACCCCUGGUCACCCAGCUGCUAUCCCCCACCUCCCCCAGCCCCUCCAACCCCUGGUCACCCAGCUGCUAUCCCCCACCUCCCCCAGCCCCUCCAACCCCUGGUCACCCAGCUGCUAUCCCCACCUCCCCCAGUCCCUCCAACCCCUGGUCACCCAGCUGCUAUCCUCCACCUCCCCCAGUCCCUCCAACCCCUGGUCACCCAGCUGCUAUCCUCCACCUCCCCCAGCCCCUCCAACCCCUGGUCACCCAGCUGCUAUCCUCCACCUCCCCCAGUCCCUCCAACCCCUGGUCACCCAGCUGCUAUCCUCCACCUCCCCCAGUCCCUCCAACCCCUGGUCACCCAGCUGCUAUCCCCCACCUCCCCCAGCCCCUCCAACCCCUGGUCACCCAGCUGCUAUCCUCCACCUCCCCCAGUCCCUCCAACCCCUGGUCACCCAGCUGCUAUCCUCCACCUCCCCCAGCCCCUCCAACCCCUGGUCACCCAGCUGCUAUCCUCCACCUCCCCCAGCCCCUCUAACCCCUGGUCACCCAGCUGCUAUCCCCCACCUCCCCCAGCCCCUCCAACCCCUGGUCACCCAGCUGCUAUCCCCCACCUCCCCCAGCCCCUCCAACCCGUAGUCACCCUGUUGCCGCCCCCAUCGCCCCCAGCCCCUCCAACCCCUCUGCCCUCCCAGCCCCUCUGCCCCAUCCAGCCCUCCAGCCCCUUCUCCUGCCGGCCCCUGAUGUAA